AUGCUCCUUGAUAUUUUUUAGAACUUAUAAGCUUAGUUCUUUUCGUUGAUAAGAAUUAUUCAAAAAAAGAAAGUUAAGAUAAAAAAUUCUAUAAGAAAGUAAUAGACUCAAUAUAAUACUAAUAAUUUAGCAAAUCAAUUUCUGAAGUUGAAAUUCAUUAUUUAUGAUUUGUAGAUUUGAAUGAUUUGAAACCAUCAACAAUACAAUUUGUCGAAUUAAUGAAAGAUUAAAUGCCUAUAAUAAAUAACUGAAGAGUACUUAAUUUAAGUUAGAAAUGGAAUAAAAUUAAAAGUAAUCAAGCAUAUGAUGAGAAUGUAAAAAUAAAAUAGUUGUAUAAUAUUAUCUCUUUUCAUAAAAAUUCAAAUUUAUCUGAAUCAACAAGGCUGUCAAACACAAAAAUUCAGAAGGAACAAAAUAUAAGAAAUAAGUUUUAUAAAAUUAUAAUUAGAAUAAACCACUGUUAAAGAGCAAAAUAAAUUAAGAGAAUGUUUAAGAAUUCAAAAAUCAGAGUUAAUUUGAUUAGUAUAAAAAAAUAACCCAACCAUAUUGAUAUAAUGAUAGAAUCUAUAAAAACUGAAUUAUAAUAAUAGCUACAAUAAAUUUAAAGUAGUAAUAAUACAAGUCCAGCGAAUAAAAAUGUGUAUUAUAAAUCAGUUUUUAGUCCAAUAGGAUCAGUAAAACCAAAUAUAAAUUUUCGGAAAAUACAAUAUAAUGUUACAGCCAAAGUAUUUCAAUUUAUAUGGAUAUAAGUAUAAUAUAAUUUUUUAAUUUUGAUAGAAUAGAUUAAAUGCUUUAUCUAAAAAUAAAUAAAUGAAUAGAGUCGUUUGUUUGUAAUAAAAUAAGAGGAUAUUUCAUAUUAUAAUUAUAUAUUAUAUAUAAUAAAAAGAAUUCUGUGUUUAUUUCCAUUUUGAUGACAUAGAAAAAUAAAAAAAUAAUAUGUAAAAAUUUAGGAAUAUUGCAUCUUUUUCGUCAAUUCCAUCAUAUUUUACCCUUGACCCAUAUUAAUUGUAAAAAAGUGUAACAAUAAACUAGAUCAUCUAGGAAACCAUAUAUGGUGUAAAAUUUUUUGAGUGGAAAAUGGAUAAAUUCUGAUAAGUAUGAAUAAAUAAUAGAUCCACUUAAUGGUGAACCAUUUAUUUAAGUUCCAGAUAGUUAAGAUAAAGACUUACUAUAAGAAUAUAUAAAAUCAGCAAAAGAUUGUCCAAUUAGUGGAUUGCAUAAUCCAAUAAAAAAUCCAUAAAGGUAUUAAGUUUAUGGAGAAGUGUGUCAUAAAAUAGCAGCAGAACUAAAAAAAAAAGAAGUUCAUGAUUUUUUUGUAAAAUUAAUAUAAAGAGUUGUGCCAAAACAUUAUUAAUAAGCAUCAGGGGAAGUAGUAGUGACAGAAAGAUUUUUUUAGAAUUUUAGUGGUGAUUAACCUCGUUUUUUAACAAGAUCAUUUAAUGUAGCAGGAGAUCGUGAUGGAUAAUAAUCAACAGGAUAUAGAUGGCCUUAUGGAUCUUGUGCUGUAAUAGCUCCAUUUAAUUUUCCACUAGAAAUUCCAAGUUUAUAAAUAUUUGGUGCAUUGAUAACAGGAAACAAAGUAUUCUUUAAAGGAGAUAAUAGAGUAAAUGUAGUGAUGGAAUAAAUGUUAAGAUUGGCAUUACAUUGUGGUUUACCAGAAAAAGAUGUAGAUAUGUUAUUUGCAGAUGGAAAAUCAACUGAAUAUAUAUUGAAAAAAGGGAAUUUCCGUAUGACAUAAUUUACAGGAUCAUCUACUAUUGCUGAACAUUUAACAAAAGUAUUGAAUGGAAAGAUAAGAAUUGAGGAUGCUGGAUUUGAUUGGAAAAUACUUGGUCCCGAUGUACCAGAUGUAGAUACAUAAAAUUAUGUUGCUUGGUAAUCUGAUUAAGAUGCUUAUGGAAGUACAGGUUAGAAAUGUUCAGCAUAAAGUAUUCUAUUUGUUCAUGAGAAUUGGGUUUAAGCAAAGUUUUUAGAUAAAAUUAAGCAAUUAGCUAGUACAAGAAAUUUGAAUGAUUUAAGUUUAGGUCCUAUUAUAACUUGGAAUAAUUCUAAAAUAGAAUAGCAUAUUAAAUCUAUUUUAGAAAUUCCUGGAUCUAAAAUAUUGUUUGGAGGUUAAGAAUUAAAAAAUCAUUAAAUUCCAUCAGUUUAUGGUGCAUAUGAGGCAACAGCUGUUUAUGUUCCAUUAAAUUAAAUAUUGAAUAAUAAAUAGGUGACAAAAGAAUUAUUUGGACCAUUUUAGAUUGUUACAACAUAUUCUUCAAAUUAAAUAGAUGAUGUUUUAAAAAUUAUAAAUUAGUUUGAGAAUCAUUUAACAGCUGGUAUAGUGAGUAAUGAUGUAAAUUUCUUAAGAUAUGUUUAAUCAAAUACAACAAAUGGAGUAACAUAUAGGUAAAUAGAGAUGAUAAUAUUUUUAGUGGUAUAAGAGCAAGAACUACAGGUGCUCCUUAAAAUCAUUGGUUUGGACCAUGUGGUGAUCCAAGAGGAGCAGGUAUUGGUACACCUGAAGCAAUUUUAUCAGUAUGGACUACUCACAGAGAAAUUAUUCAUGAUACAUAAUUAGCUCCAAGUGGAUUCAAAGGAUAAUAAAGUUGA
Paramecium sonneborni is the source of this 2592-nucleotide messenger RNA. Lineage: Eukaryota; Ciliophora; Oligohymenophorea; Peniculida; Parameciidae. The record is from the annotation of a GenBank genome assembly.